Molecule: messenger RNA, 3017 nt
Organism: Xyrauchen texanus (razorback sucker)
Lineage: Eukaryota; Metazoa; Chordata; Actinopteri; Cypriniformes; Catostomidae
Product: annexin A13-like
Exons: 11
Coding region: 42-992 (316 amino acids)
Cellular component (GO): cytoplasm
Molecular function (GO): calcium-dependent phospholipid binding; calcium ion binding
Source: RefSeq, a predicted model, not a curated record
AGAGAGCGCGCGCACACAGAGACUCACAUCAGCAACACAAGAUGGGCAACGUUCAACCCACAAUAACUCCUUUUGAGGACUUUGAUGUGGUGGCAGAUAUCAAGGCUAUCCGUAAAGCCUGCAAAGGAAUGGGGACAGAUGAGAAGACCAUUAUCUCCAUUCUAGCAAACCGCUCUGCAGCUCAGCGGAUGGAGAUUAAACAAACAUAUUUAGAAAAAUAUGAUGAUGUGUUGGAAGAAGUGUUGAAGCAGGAACUUGCAGGAAACUUUGAAAAUGCCACUGUGGCCAUGCUGGAUCCGCCCCACAUCUUAAUGGCUAAAGAACUGCGGAAAGCCAUGAAGGGUGCAGGCACGGAUGAGGACGUGCUGGUAGAAAUCCUCUGUACCAGCACCAAUCAGGAUAUUAUAAAGUGCAAAGAGGCAUAUGCGCAAGUGCAUGAACGAGAUCUGGAGGCUGACAUUGAAGAUGACACUAGUGGAGAAGUGAGGAAUCUUCUGGUGUCUCUCUUACAGGCCAACAGGGAUGAAUCUUAUGAAGUGGAUGAGGUACUGGCUGAGAAGGAUGCUAAAUCGUUGUUUGAAGCAGGGGAAGGUCGCUUUGGAACAGAUGAGUCCACUUUCACCUACAUCCUCACUCAAAAGAACUACCGACAGCUUCAGGCCACCUUCAAGAUAUAUGAAACUCUCUCUGGGACAGAUAUUCUGGAUGCUAUAGACAGUGAAGCUACAGGAACUUUGAAGGACUGUUACAUUACCCUGGUGAGAUGUGCUAAAAACCCUCAGCUGUAUUUUGCUCGUCGCCUGAAUGCUGCCAUGAAGGGAGCAGGAACUGAUGAGGAUACACUCAUACGAAUUAUUGUAGGACGCUCUGAGGUGGAUUUGGAGACCAUAAAGGACAUGUACUUGGAGAAAUACGAUGUUACCUUAAAGGAUGCCCUGAGCUCAGAGUGCGGUGGUGACUUUAAGCGGCUCCUUUUAGCAGUACUUCACUGAGUUACCAACAGGUGGAGCCAGAGAGUCAACAAGUAACCUUACUUAAUGUAAAAAUGCACUGAUAACACUGCCUAUGAAAACUACAUGUGCAAUCUGUUAGAUUCUCCUCUUUCUGUACAGAGGGAUCACAGACUAGACAAACAUGCUUUUUGUAAUGGUCUAACAAUUCAUCACAUGUAUUUUACAAAUGAAAAACCACAAAACCAUCUCACAACAUUGUCAUAACAUUCUGUUUUGACAAGCAAUAUUUUUUACUGCAGUGAAUUUGACCUCUGCUUUAACUCACUACAUGUGCCUUGAAAAGUGUGAGAACAUCAUGACAUUCAGUGUUCAGCAUUUGUUUUACAGAACAAACCACAAAGGGGGAUUCCUUCAUUUAAUAACCUCUUUUACAGGUUCUCUUCUUUGUACAUUGUCUAGUUAUCUAUAAACCAAAUUUGUACAUGUUAGAAGUCUUUAGUACCUGCUAAUAUCAAAACAUAUAAUCUAAUCAUAUCAUACUAUUAAGAGCUGCUAUAUGAAGAGAAAAGAUGGUCAGUACUUUAGUCUUUGAUUAUGCUAUACAGCAGACAUUUACUGUAUUAAACCAGCAGUUGUUGUACAAUGUUAAGUUUAAUAUUCUAAAGCAACAGUGUGACUUUAUUAUUACAAUGCUUCAAUAUAUUUAUUUUUUAAAUAAUGUUUAAAGGACUGUUGAUACAUGAAACUGGUGAAAUAUUUUUUGGAUUAGGGACCAUAAAUUAAAAAACAAUUCAUUAUAAAAUGUUAAAUCAGAAUAAACACACUUUUGUUUGAUGUAUGUGCUUCUUAUGGGAUUAUAAAUAAAUAACAAAAAUACAUUUGUCGGCUUUUACUGAAGCCUUCCUUCAGUCUUGAUGCAAUUUAGAUUUUUACUAAAAUGCUUUAAAAGGGUCAUACCACAGAUAUUUUUUAAUACAUUUAAUUUAGUUGAAUAAUUUAAUUUUAAUUCAUAAUAUUUUCCCCUGAUGUCCAAUUAUAAUGUUAGUUUUUUGGCAUUAAAAAUAACCUUUUUGUUUUCUUCUUUUUUUAAAUUUAUAUAUAUAUAUAUAUAUAACACAUUUCAACUUCAUGACAAAUCUCCAUCAAAUUAAACGGAGUAAUCUUUAAUAAAAUUACAUUUUAAAACCUUUUGUUUUUUAACCCUGGAGAACCCACGGGGUCAAAUUUGGCCGCUGUUAAUUGCUGUUACCCAAAAUGAACAAAAAAAUAAAAAUGGUCAAAUUUAACUUCAAAAGCCCACAGUGCCACUUCUGGCCCCUGCAUAGAGACACCUAGUGGAUGAAUAUUGAACUCACAGGUGCCAGAGUGGUAGUAACAAGAUGGCUGACCACAUGCUGUUUUGUUGAGCUGGAAACCUAUCCGAACAAAAUCGUCUUCUCAGCAAAUCAGCGGUUGGUAAAAUUGUGUAUUUUUUGUUAAUCUGUUUAGUAUUAGCUUGCAGAAUGCCUAGAAGUAUGUUUUAUAUUAUUUUUGGAUAAAUUAGCAACUCUGAGCUAGUUCAAAAAACGAUGGGCCAAAAAUGACCCUCUGGGUGUAUGGGUUAAACAAAUGUCGGGUCAAAAAUGACCCUUUGGUUCUUUGAGUGACUUUGAUGGAGAAUGGUGACAGUCCUGUAUUUGGCUAAAGCCUUGAAAUUAUUUCAUUUGUAUAAUAUAUUUUACUAAGUUACCUCAGUAGUACAGGGCCAGAGACUAAUAAAGCAGUAUAUAUUUUCAGGGAGUAUGGCCGCUCCCUUUUCAGGACAGGGAAAGCAACAGAGAAAGAUCACUGUCAUACAAGUAUUGGAGCAACUUGAAGCUGAUGAUAGUGACUUUGGCCCUGAAUUGGACAGCACAUGUCUAGUGUGAGUUCCUCUCUCUAGCAGAAUAGAUUUUUGGAUAAGCAAAGACCCAUGGUGUUAGUUCUUUUCAGGUAGUGAUUUUGGCCUUGUGUUCUUGUUUCCAUUGGCCAAAGUGUUUGUACAUUUGAAAUCCAGUUCUAACAUUCAACAAAUAAAGUUAAAAA